AUGGCCGUUCUUGUGUUCCUGGUAACUAGCACAGCCAGAUUUUGGGUAUAUUGUGCAAUAUCUUCCUGGAGAAAACCAUGGCUGAUUUUUAUCCCCUUCAGACAGUUGAUUUGCAGGAUACUGUGCUUACAUGUUACACAACAUUGGUGUUUUCAGACUGACGUUCCUUUGUAUUUCCCCUCCCCCUCACAGCUGCAGAGUAUAGCAGAAAAAGACAAUAAUUUGGUCCCUAUAGGAAAACCUGCCUCGGAGCAUUACGAUGAGGAGGAGGAGGAGGAUGACGAAGAUGACGAAGACAGCGAAGAGGAUUCUGAGGAUGACGAGGACAUGCAGGACAUGGACGAGAUGAACGAUUACAACGAGUCCCCGGAUGACGGGGAGAUCAAUGAGGUGGACAUGGAAGGAGCUGAGCAAGACCAAGACCAGUGGAUGAUCUGACCCAGCAGCAGCUUGACCAGGUUAAAGGCUGCUGGCAUCCGCUGGAGCUGAAGGAGGGUGGUAGAGCCCUCCGUCUGGCUCGGCGUGGCCAGUGGGCGUCAUGGGCCGGCUCGGUCAGCGCAGGGUCUGAUGGACAGCAGCACAUAGGGAAGGGCCCCCUCUGCCGUCCGUCUCAUGGUGAUUUUAUGAACGGUGCACGGAACAGAAUCUGAUUGAGCUUCGGGCCCCGCAAGGGAGCCGGCUGGAGAGACGCUUUUGUCACAGUGCCUACGCAUGUUGCUGCCUGUGCCAGGGCAGCUCCUGUUGCCCACCCGCUCUGCAUGGGAUCACGGGCGGCCGGUGUGGGAUGGAGUGGCUGGGGCUGGCUUUGUGCGUCUCCGGCUCUCUCAGAAAUGUGGGGGUUUCCCAAUAAAUAACACAUAGAAACAAUUCUUUGAGGCUUUUUAUUAAUAGUAUUCCAGUAGCGCCUUGCAGCCCACUCGAGAUCAAGGCCCCAGCGUGCUGGGUGUGCGGUACGUUUACCUGGCAAGAGGCAGUCUGUGCGUCACAUAAACGGGCAUCUCCCUAGCGUAGAGCCAGUGACCCGGGAACGGGUCUCAGAUCACCUAAUGGAAAGCAGCUGGGAUGCUCCCCCGUCAUUUCAUUCCCAUGGUGACCCAUCAGAGAGCACUUGACAAACCUGAAUGUAAUGUCAGACUGCUCAGACCUGUCGUGCUGGGCCCAGGAAAUCCCCAGGCCAGGCAGCUUAGCUCAGCUGGGCCAUGGCUUUGUUACAGUCCAAGGAGCAGACAAAACCUGCAUGUUUCUCGUGGGUUGGUUCACAUGGCCGCGUCUGCUCAGCACAUUGCAGUCAGGAUGCCCUAACACAGGGGUCUCCAACCUUCUUACACCCAAGGUCACUUUUUAAAUGUCAGGGG
Pelodiscus sinensis (Chinese soft-shelled turtle) is the source of this 1355-nucleotide messenger RNA. NCBI's taxonomy places the organism in Eukaryota, Metazoa, Chordata, Testudines, Trionychidae. The record is from RefSeq and is a predicted model, not a curated record.